Glycine soja is the source of this 1214-nucleotide messenger RNA. Its product is annotated as protein SLOW GREEN 1, chloroplastic-like. The transcript has a single exon. Gene Ontology annotation, molecular function: protein binding. Lineage: Eukaryota; Viridiplantae; Streptophyta; Magnoliopsida; Fabales; Fabaceae. The coding region runs from base 118 to 984 and encodes 288 amino acids. The record is from RefSeq and is a predicted model, not a curated record.
AGAAGGUACAAGACGACAAAUCCAAACCCAACCCUUAGUGUUAUUUGUUUCCCCCUUCUUCCUCCUUCCUUAGGAUAGCAUCGUUCUCUCCGCUCCACCAUAAACCCUAAUUCCACGAUGUUGACUUCAGCAUCAUCAUCCUCCAUCUUCUCCUUCACCCCCAAAACCCUAACCACACCCCCACAGCAAUCUCGUUUCACCGUCCGGGCCCACUCCAAACCCCCCAUUUUCCCCAACCUCAAAACCCUCGCUGGCGCCGCGGUCUUCGCCGCCGUCGCGCUCCAAUUCCCCGCCGCCGCCGCACGCGCCUCCCCGCCGCCGCCGCCCCCUCUCGAAACCGAGUCCCUCUCCCCUCUCUCCGACCUCCUCGAGAACAACACCGAGGCCCUCGCCGCGCUCAAGUCCCUCCUCCAGCAGAAGCUCGAGCUCGGAGAAGACGACGAAGCGUUCUCCAUCCUCAAGCGCCUCAUCGCAGCGCAGCCCGACGCCGCCGACUGGAAGUUCCUGGCGGCGCGCCUCGCCGCGGAGACCGGCGACGUCGAGGCCGCGCGCGGCUACUACCAGGAGGUCCUCGCCGCGAACCCGCUCUCCUUCGAGGCGCUCUUCGAGAACGCACUGCUGAUGGACCGGUGCGGCGAGGGCGAGGCCGCGAUGCGGCGCCUGGAGGAGGCGCUGCGCGUGGCGGAGGAGGACAAGAAGGCGAAGGAAGCCAGGGACGUGAAGCUGAUCAUGGCGCAGAUCACGUUUCUGCAGAAGAACGUGGAUGAAGCGUUAGGGAUUUAUAAUCAGCUCACGAAAGAGGAUCCAAGGGAUUUCAGGCCUUAUUUUUGUAGAGGCAUGAUUUAUAGCUUGCUUGAUAGAAAUGAAGAAGCUAAGGAGCAGUUUGCAAAAUACAGAGAAUUGAGUCCAAAGAAGUUUGAGGUUGAUGGGUAUUUGAGGACCCCUUUGUCAAGGAUGAAGCUUUUUAGCACCGAUGAGAGCUGAGAAAUAUUUAUAGCAACAAUGAUAAUAGUGAUAAUAAAUAAGGAUGCAAAAACUGAGUUAAAUUCUUUUGCUUUAGCUAUGUAUGCUAUAUUGCUAUGCCACUCUUGAAAAGAUGGGUGGGCGUAAAAGUUGUUUGUAUUAUUAGAGAGAAUGAUAGAGAAAUAAGGAUUAUUAAUGAGUAACAAUACUCUUUACUUUUUGUUCACACAUGUAAUUUCCUUUUACUGUUA